Molecule: messenger RNA, 673 nt
Organism: Engraulis encrasicolus (European anchovy)
Lineage: Eukaryota; Metazoa; Chordata; Actinopteri; Clupeiformes; Engraulidae
Exons: 6
Coding region: 1-666 (221 amino acids)
Source: RefSeq, a predicted model, not a curated record
AUGGUCCAGUUGAACUGCUCAGUUUUGGGAACAGGACCAGGAUACACAUCAGUCACCUGGUUGAGGCAAAUCGGCCAAUCAGCACCGAUCUCCAUCCUUAGCCCUACCUACAACGAGGGAUUCUCAGCCAAUGGGCCUCCCUCUUAUUACAACGGCUUCAGCUGCUACUACAUGACAGCAUCCAUGACCAACAGCAUGUCUACACUAGAGAUCAGGAGUGUGAGAGUAUCUGACUCUGGACUCUACUUCUGUGGAGCCAAACCAGGACAACACAUGAUCUACUACAACGCCACCUACCUCAAUGUCACAGGUGUAGCUCAUGUAAAUGACUCUGGGAGAGCGGGGAAGGGCGUGCCAGGUCCUUCAGAAACAGCAGGGGAUGGUGGGUUCUGCAGUGGUGUGUGUGUAUCUGUGGUUCUAGUGCUGGCCCUCCUCAGUGUUCUUCUCAAUCUGGUUCUCCUGCUGAUCAUCAUCCUCCUCAAACACAGGAGCGGACAAACACACAUCACAGUUCCUGGUGAUCAGACAUCCUCUCCAACUGAACAGGCUCGGGAAUCAGACUCUCUCACCUACGCAGCUCUGAACUUCUCCAAGAAGAAGAAGAAGCAGAGAAGGACCAACCUGCAGACUGAUGAUCCACAUGUUGUAUAUGCUGCAACUAGAUAAUCUGACA